AUGUGGAGCACUAAGGACAAACCUGAACUUCUAGAUGUAACGAAACAGUCAUCUCUCACCAAUUCACAAUACAACCCCAAACACACUACCAAAAUCAUCAUCCACGGAUUUGGAGGAGGCCGCAACUACUCACCUAGUACGGACCUUCGCGCAGGAAUGCGCUUAAAGCACCGACAGCCGCAGGCGCGCGUGCCCAUGAACCGGCCAGUGUACGAAAUUACUGGUCGUUGGCACAAGAGUAGCAAGCAUAGAGUGCUCAUGGCGACUUGCCCCUCCUAG
Molecule: messenger RNA, 279 nt
Organism: Gryllus bimaculatus (two-spotted cricket)
Lineage: Eukaryota; Metazoa; Arthropoda; Insecta; Orthoptera; Gryllidae
Source: the annotation of a GenBank genome assembly